Grus americana (Whooping crane) is the source of this 2399-nucleotide messenger RNA. RefSeq names its product dolichyl-phosphate mannosyltransferase subunit 3, regulatory (gene DPM3). The transcript has 2 exons. The record is from RefSeq and is a predicted model, not a curated record. Lineage: Eukaryota; Metazoa; Chordata; Aves; Gruiformes; Gruidae. Gene Ontology annotation, biological process: GPI anchor biosynthetic process. Gene Ontology annotation, cellular component: endoplasmic reticulum membrane; dolichol-phosphate-mannose synthase complex. Bases 74 to 352 code for a protein of 92 amino acids.
CCCGCGCUGUCGUGACGUCAUCGCCGCGACGGGGAGAGCGCGGGCGCGGGGCCCGGGACCGAUCCAGGCCGCCAUGACCAAGCUGGGGCAGUGGCUGUGUGGACUCGCCUUGCUGGGCUCGGCCUGGGCCGCGCUGGCGCUGGCGCCGCCGGGGCUGCGGCUACCGGCCCCGUACCGACAGGCCCUGCUGCCCCUGCCCGUCUACCUGCUGGUGGCCUUCGGCUGCUACUCCCUGGCCACCGUGGGCUACCGCCUGGCCACCUUCAAUGACUGCGAGGAGGCGGCUGCCGAGCUGCAGGAGCACAUCAGCGCGGCGCGGGCGGACCUGCGCCGACGAGGGCUGCGCUUCUGACCCCAAUAAAGCUGAGGACGGCGGCUGCCUGUGGCGUACGGUGCUCGCGGGGGGCCGGGGGGCCUCCGGCUGCGGCUCACCUCUGGGCGGUGCUGCCUUGGUUGGGGGCUACAGGCAGCCAAGAACCCUGGGGCGCUGCUCAGAGCCGCGCUGGUGGGAAAUCGCUCGUCUCUCCCUCGUGUGAGGCUGGCGUUCAGGGAGGAGGGGUCUGCACGCAGGCCCGGGGUCCCACUCAGCGCUUCCACCACCCUGCAGAGGCUUCAGGGAGCCCGGCCGGUCCCAGCCCGUCCUCUCCCUCUCUGAGCUUCUUAGAGCUUGGCUCUCGAGGCAGGGAUGCAAGGUGGCGAGGACAGGAUCAGGCCUCGCCCCACAGGCCUGCGGCGUUCCCGGCUGCCCUUCAGAUGUGGUUCACACCGUCAGGUGGGAGCUGGAGAAGACUCAUCCCGGCAUCGCUGGCUGGUUUCCAGGAGAAGGAGAAGAGAGGCUGGCUGGGUGGAGCAGGCGGCACAGCCUUUAAAAUGCAGAGUGCCCAGAGCCUGUGGUCUCCCCCGGCCUGCCGGGGCGGCUCAGCCCGUGCUGGGGGGCUGCUCCCUGCUCCUGCGAGUGCAGCGGCUGCCGCUCAUCUGCCGCAACCUUCGCGGGCAGCGGCAGGCAGACGUGCCGGAGCACCGCGCCGGGCUUCUGGGGAAGGGGGGUGGGCACCCUGCAGCGGAGGUGUCCCUGCGGCAGGUGGGGGGGGGGGCUCUGGCUGGCCUCUGUCCGGGGGUGCCCCUCUGUCCGGGGCUGCCUGGGACCCGGCGCUGCCGGCCCAGCUGGAAGAGCUGUGCGGCUGGUGGUGACGCAUGCCGGGGCCUGCCUUCCUGGCAGCCUCCCCAGCUUCUUCGCAUACCAGCCAAAGGACUUUCUUGUUUUUAAUUAUCGGCUGCGCAUCCUUCUGCAAAAAGGAGCAGUUGGUAUCAUGAGGGAGGACUCGGGCUAAUUAGCAGGAGCGACUAAUUAGCUGUUUCCUGAGCAACAAUGGCAGCUCAGAGCAGGGUGGGCAGCUCCUGUGGUCUUGCCUGUGUGCGGCUGUUUGUGGGAUGGCACCACCCCAGAUUUGGCGAAGCGGUGCCUUUCUGGGGCAGGGACCGCAGCCUUGGUGCAGGGCAAGGACAGCAGCCCUCCCUGGGCUACUUGUGGCCCUCUGCAGGCUACUCAUGGCCAUCCAGGGGCUACUCCCAGCCCUCCAGCAGCUCAGCAGGCAGCAGCACGAUGGCAGCUUCUCCCUGUACGGACACAUGCCCGCUGCAGGCGUUUGUGUCCCCGGGAGAUGCUCCGCUUGCCUCCGGCCUCGCACGUGGGGCUGUGUCGUGGCCGCUCCUGCGAGCCACUCGCAGCACACACCAGCCGGAGCAACCAGUCAGCAGCCAAGGUUCUGCCUGGUGUGUCAGUGGGGAAAGCUGCCCUCUCCCAAGGCGGUUGGUCCUUCACCAGGGCUGGGAGCUGCACCUCGGUGCUGGGGUGGGGAGCAGGGGCUCCUCCCCGCUGGGAAACAGGGCUGCUGCGGCUGGGGGAGCGAGCGUGGCCCCAGGGCGAGUCCCUGGGGCAGAGACACCUGCAAGUGCAGCCAGUGCGGGCGAGGGGAGCCCCAGCUCCGCAGCAGCAAGAUGGAGCACGCCGGGCAAGCCCGGCAGCCAUGCCGGCUGGAGUUGUGUGCCGCAGCACAGCGGGAGCUCGUCUUCCCCUCCAGCCACCACUCUCAUCUCGGCCCUGUUCCUGCCGCUCACCUCUGUAUUGAUUUUUCCCAGGCCACGUCGCAAGGUGUAAACGAGCGUCUGAGCCGUAGCACGGGCUCUGCCAAAGUCGUCACCGCUUCCUUAAUCCGGCUUGCGUCAUCCGGGAUGGAGGAUGUGCCCGUGCCGAUGGAGCUGCAGGGAACGAUGGGGCUCCUUGUCCUGGGGGGGGGGGGUCUCCCGCCCCCGCAAGAGGGAACACGCCGCAUUUCACAAGGCUCCGGUUUCUGUUGUGUAAUUUGGUCACCCAAACACGCUCCUGUCCCCUCCGCUGA